Messenger RNA from Oryza brachyantha (malo sina), 1758 nucleotides. RefSeq names its product cis-zeatin O-glucosyltransferase 1-like. The coding region runs from base 51 to 1463 and encodes 470 amino acids. Gene Ontology annotation, molecular function: UDP-glycosyltransferase activity. NCBI's taxonomy places the organism in Eukaryota, Viridiplantae, Streptophyta, Magnoliopsida, Poales, Poaceae. The transcript has a single exon. The record is from RefSeq and is a predicted model, not a curated record.
CGCCAUCCUCUGACUUGACUUCUCCGAUCUGUCGCCGCCGCCGGCUAGCAAUGGAGUCCGCCGCCGUCGCCGUCGUGACGGUGCCGUUCCCGGCGCAGGGGCACCUGAACCAGCUCCUGCACCUGUCCAUGCUGCUCGCGUCGCGGGGGCUCGCGGUGCACUACGCCGCGCCGGAGCCGCACCUCCGGGAGGCCCGUGCGCGGGUGCACGGCCGGGACGCCGGGGCGCUCAUCGCCGUCCGCUUCCACGCGCUCAACAUCCCCGGCGGGUACGCCUCCCCUCCCCCCGACCCCUCGUGCCCGUUCCCGGCCCACAUGAUGCCCCUCCUCGAGGCCUUCUGCGGCGGCGCCCGGGCCCCGCUCGCCGCGCUCCUCGAGGAGCUCUCCGCGUCCCACCGCCGCGUCGUCGUCCUGCACGACCGGAUGGCGGCGUUCGCGGCGGUGGAGGCCGCGCGGCUCCCCAACUGCGAGGCGUUCGGGGUGCACUGCCUCGCCGCGUCGUACAACGUCGGGUGGGCGUACCCCGGCCACCGCCUGCUGGUUGAGCACGGCCUCGUCUUCCACCCGCCCGACGCCUGCGCGAGCAGGGAGUUCGUGGCGCUCGCCAAGCGGAUGGGCCAGGAGCGCAGGCGCGCGGCCAUCGCCGGCAUGGUCGUCAACACCUGCCGCGAGCUGGAGGGCGAGUUCCUCGACGUGCUCACGCAGAUCCCGUCCUCCGAUGGCCACAAGCUGUUCGCCGUUGGGCCUCUGAGCCCGGUGCUCCCCGACACGCGCGCACGGGCGCCGCCGGAGGAGCACGCGCCCCCGCGGCACGAGUGCCUGAGCUGGCUCGACAAGCAGCCGCCGUCGUCGGUGCUGUACAUGUCGUUCGGCACGACGUCGACGCUCCGCGGCGAGCAGAUCAGGGAGCUGGCCGCGGCGGUGCGCGGCAGCAACCAGCGGUUCAUCUGGGUGCUGCGAGACGCCGACCGCGCGGACAUGGACACGCGCGAGGAGGCCGUGCUCGGCGCGCGCCGCCUCGCGGAGGCGACGGCCGAGCUCGGGGAGGCGAUAGCCCGAGGGACGGGCAUGGUGGUCACCGGGUGGGCGCCGCAGCUGGAGAUCCUGGCGCACGGCGCGACGGCGGCGUUCAUGAGCCACUGCGGGUGGAACUCCGUCAUGGAGAGCCUGAGCCACGGGAAGCCCGUAUUGGCGUGGCCGAUGCACAGCGACCAGCCAUGGGACGCCGAACUGGUGUGCAAGUACCUCGCCGCCGGCGUCCUCGUGCGGCCGUGGGAGAACCGGUACGACGUCACACCGGCGGCCGCGAUACGCGAGGCGAUCGAGAGGGCGAUGGUGUCGGAGGACGGGGCGGCGUUGCGCGCGAGGGCGACGGCGAUCGGGGAGGCCGUCCGCGCCGCCGUGGGCGAGGGCGGGUCGUCGCGCCGGGAGUUGGACGAGCUCGUCGCCUACCUGACGAGGUGAUCGCCGGCGCCCGGCGCGGCAGUUGAGCUGCAUGCCGCUGUUCGCGGCAAAAGAUUGCUGCUUCAUUAGAUCACUAUCUUGCUGCUUCAUUGGAAUCAUCCAGUACUUGCAUGUAAGCUAAAUUUGGCUCCAUUUGACAAAUAAUUACUGUCCUGUUGGUUCUCAUCACACUGUAAGCAAUUUUGUUUUUAAUUUUGCUGGACAUUCUGAUAAUUUGCUCUUGCAAUGGGUCGAACCAAUAACAUGUACGACCUCCCUUUGAGUUUACUGAAGAUCCAAAAAAUUGUUUUGAACA